AUGACCGUCAAGUCAUAUCGCAUUCGAAUCUCCAUCGACAGAGGUGGCACCUUCACCGACGUCCACGCCGCCAUUCCUGGAAGAGAAGACAUCAUUCUCAAGCUCCUUUCCGUCGAUCCAGCCAACUACCAAGAUGCUCCCACAGAAGGCAUCCGCAGAAUCCUGGAGAUGGUCACUGGGGAGACACUACCUAGAGGACAGCUUCUCGAUCUCUUCCACGUUGAGUCCAUUCGCAUGGGCACGACAGUAGCCACAAAUGCGCUGCUGGAGAGGAAAGGAGAGCGCGUGGCUCUCAUCACCACCAAGGGAUUUCGCGACUUGCUGGCAAUCGGAAACCAGUCCAGGCCAAACAUCUUCGACCUCUCCGUGUCGCGGCCAGAUGUCCUUUUCGAUGAAGUCGUCGAAGUCGACGAGCGCAUCACCCUGGAAGACUACACAGAAGACCCGGCUUCCGUCAAGACGACCCCUAGUGCCGAAGACAAGGAGUUAGUCACUGCCAUCACCGGAGAGACCAUCAGAGUCCUGAAGAGGCCAGACCUGGCAGAGAUCAAGACCCAGCUGGAGAAGGUCCGCGAGCAGGGUUUCCGUUCCAUCGCUAUCGUCUUCGUUCAUUCCUACGCCUACCCCGACCACGAGCUCUUGGUCGGAAAGGUGGCCCUCGAGAUGGGCUUCUCGGUAACGCUGUCAUCAGAAGUCCAGCCCAUGAUCAACGUUGUUCCCCGUGGCAUGUCCGCCGUGGCUGAUGCCUACCUCACCCCCGUCAUCCGCCAGUACAUCGACUCCAUUUCGGCCAACUUCAAGGGUGGUUUCGCUGCCGCAGCUACCCGCAUCGAGUUCAUGCAGUCGGACGGUGGUCUUGUGGACUACCGUAAGUUCAGCGGUCUGAAGGCCAUUCUUUCGGGCCCUGCCGGUGGUGUCGUUGGCUACGCGCAGACGUCCUGGGACGACGAGGAGCGCCGACCUGUAAUCGGGUUCGACAUGGGCGGUACCUCGACCGAUGUUUCUCGCUAUGCCGGUGUAUACGACCACGUCUUCGAGACGACGACUGCGGGCAUUGCCAUCCAGUCACCACAGCUCGAUAUUCACACCGUCGCUGCCGGUGGUGGUUCCAUUCUGACCUGGAGAAACGGCCUCUUCAACGUUGGUCCGGAGUCUGCUUCCGCCCACCCUGGUCCGGCGUGCUAUCGUAAGGGUGGCCCGCUUACCGUGACAGACGCCAACUUGUUCCUGGGAAGACUCCUUCCGGAGUACUUUCCCAAGGUGUUUGGUCCCAAGGAGAACGAGCCCUUGAACCGCGAGGUCACUGCCUCCAAGUUUCUCGAGUUGACGAGCGAGAUCAACAAGGACCGCGAGGCUUCUGGCCUCUCUCUCUUGUCACCUGAGGAGGUCGCCCUGGGCUUCUUGAAGGUCGCCGACGAGGGAAUGGCGAGCCCUAUUCGUGCACUCACCGAGGCUCGCGGUUAUGAGGCCGGCGUGCACCACCUAGCCUGCUUCGGCGGUGCUGGCGGCCAGCACGCCUGUUCGGUUGCGACUGUUUUGGGUAUUUCCCGCAUCAUCAUCCACAAGUACUCCUCCAUUCUGUCGGCGUACGGAAUGUCGCUAGCCGAUGUCGUCCACGAGAUCCAACGUCCCUCCGCCAUCACUUACUCUGAUGAGACUGCCAGCAGCAUCAAGGAGCAGCUCGAGGACCUCUCCUCGCAGGCCACGCUCGAACUGGUGAAGCAGGGCUUCGCCGAAGACCGCAUCACCCACGACGCGUAUCUUAACAUGAGAUACGCCGGGUCCAGCAGCUCCCUCAUGAUCCUGAAGGGCGCCGACUGGGACUUCAAGACUGAGUUCGAAGAGGCCCAUCGCCGCGGCUUCGGUUUCCAUUUCCCCGAGAAGGCCAUCAUUGUCGACGACAUCCGCAUCCGAGCAACCGGUACAUCCCACGCAAAGGUCGAAAAGAGCCCCUUCGCUCAGAUGAAGACCGUUGAGGGCUCGACCGCCGGCGCUCCGAACCCCAGCAGCUCCAACCGGGUCUACUUUGACGGCCACGGCCACCUUGACACCGCCGUCUACGAGCUCCAGACCAUUCCCGUCGGCGCCCGCAUCACCGGCCCGGCGUUGAUCAUUGACAACACGCAAACGAUCCUCGUAACCCCAUCUUCCACGGCUACGGUUCUUGACAGCUACGUUGUCAUCGACCGCGCACCCAAAGAGGCUGUUGCUAAGACCAACGGCGAGCAGGAGGAGUUUAGCCCCGUCCAACUGACCGUUUUCGGCCACCGCUUCAUGUCGAUCGCGGAGCAGAUGGGACGCACCCUGCAAAAGACCGCCGUUUCCACCAACAUCAAGGAGCGUCUCGACUUCUCAUGUGCUAUUUUUAGCCCUGAUGGCGGCCUCGUCGCCAACGCUCCCCACGUCCCUGUGCAUCUCGGUUCCAUGCAGUUCGCCGUCCGCUAUCAACACAAUCUCUGGAACGGCAAGCUGAAGGAUGGCGAUGUGCUCGUCUCAAACCACCCGUCCUGCGGAGGCACCCAUCUUCCCGACAUCACCGUCAUCACUCCCGUGUUUGAUGGCGAGGAGAUUGCCUUCUAUGUUGCCUCUCGAGGACAUCACGCUGAUAUUGGUGGUAUCCUCCCCGGAUCCAUGCCACCCACGUCAUCCGCCCUUUGGCAAGAGGGCGCCGCGAUUGAAUCGACCAAGCUGGUUAGUGAGGGCCGUUUCGAUGAAGACGAGGUCCGCCGCUUGCUGCUUGAGGAGCCCGCCCAGUACGAUGGCUGCUCCGGUACCCGAAGAUUGCAAGACAACCUUUCGGAUCUCAAGGCUCAAAUCGCCGCGAACGCCAAGGGUAUCUCUCUGAUCAAGGCCCUGAUCGCAGAGAACGGCCUUCCAACCGUCCACCGCUACAUGUACGCGAUUCAACACACUGCUGAACACGCCGUGCGCGAGUUGAUGCAAUCCACUCUCACCAAAUUCGGCUCCGAGCCCCUCGUAGCCGUUGACUACAUGGAUGAUGGUACCCCCAUCACUCUCAAGAUCACAAUUUCCCCUGAUGGCUCCGCAACUUUCGACUUCACCGGCACCGGGCCGCAAGUCCUCGGCAACACCAAUGCCCCCAUCGCCAUCACCCACUCCGCCAUCAUCUACUGUCUGCGCGGCCUCAUUUCCUCGCAGAUCCCCCUCAACCAGGGCUGCCUGGCGCCCAUCGACAUCGUCAUUCCCGAAGGCAGCAUCCUCAACCCGGGUGCCGGCCUCGCCGUCGUCGGCGGCAACGUCCUGACGUCGCAGCGCAUCACCGACGUCGUCCUCAAGGCCUUCCGCGCCUCCGCCGCCAGCCAGGGCUGCUGCAACAACCUCACCUUCGGCACGGGCGGCAAGGACCCCGUGACGGGCGAGCAUAAGGACGGCUUCGGCUACUACGAGACCAUCGCCGGAGGCGCCGGCGCCGGCCCCACCUGGGUCGGCCAGAGUGGCGUGCACACCCACAUGACCAACACCCGCAUCACCGACCCGGAGGUCUUCGAGAAGCGGUACCCGUGCGUGCUCAGGCGGUUCCAGCUGCGCGAGGGCUCGGGCGGCAAGGGCCGCAACAGGGGCGGCGACGGCACGAUCCGCGAAAUCGAGUUCCGCGUGCCGGUGCAGUGCUCGAUCCUGAGCGAGCGCAGGAGCAGGAGGCCGUACGGUAUGGAGGGCGGCGGCGAGGGCGAGGCCGGCGUCAACUUGGUGAUUGUGAGGGACGAUAUGAAGAAUGGCGAGGAGAGGACUGUCAACCUCGGGGCCAAGGCGACGACGAAGCUUCGUGCGGGUGAGAGGGUGAUAAUCCAGUCACCUGGUGGAGGUGCCUGGGGCGCGCCUGUCGAGGCGAACUGA
Molecule: messenger RNA, 3855 nt
Organism: Colletotrichum karsti
Lineage: Eukaryota; Fungi; Ascomycota; Sordariomycetes; Glomerellales; Glomerellaceae
Product: hydantoinase B/oxoprolinase
Exons: 1
Coding region: 1-3855 (1284 amino acids)
Biological process (GO): glutathione metabolic process
Cellular component (GO): cytosol
Molecular function (GO): 5-oxoprolinase (ATP-hydrolyzing) activity
Source: RefSeq, a predicted model, not a curated record